Messenger RNA from Dicentrarchus labrax (European seabass), 1810 nucleotides. RefSeq names its product eukaryotic translation initiation factor 2B, subunit 4 delta (gene eif2b4). The record is from RefSeq and is a predicted model, not a curated record. NCBI's taxonomy places the organism in Eukaryota, Metazoa, Chordata, Actinopteri, Moronidae. Bases 52 to 1659 code for a protein of 535 amino acids. The transcript has 13 exons.
CCGGCGCGGUAGUUUGUGCAGCAGCAGAGGAAGUGAAGCGGGAUCGUAAACAUGGCUGACAGUGGAGAGACAGGAGGACCUGUUAAGAAGGAUGGUAUUCAACAAGCAAAGACUGAAGGCAAAGAGCUGACCAAAGAGGAGAAGCAGCGGCUGAGGAAAGAGAAGAAACAGCAGAAGAAAAGCAAAGAGAAAAAAGAUGAGAAGGCCUCACAGGAAAGUGAGAAAGAAAAGAAGCCUGUUAGUUCAGCUUCUCCAGCUUCUCAGCCCCCAACACAACCCAUAACACCAAAAGCUCCUUCAGCAGUGCCUACUCUGGUUCCUGUGCCUGCCUCAGAAACUCCUGCCCCGGCGGACAAGCCAGCUAAGAGUAAAGCGGAGAUGAAAGCGGAGAGGAGAGCUCGGCAAGAGGCUGAGAGGGCCUCCAAACAGGGCAAGAAGGGAGAGGUGGGACAGCAGGCCGCUCCGGGCAAACCUAAAGCGCCGCCUAGUGAGCUGCAGCCAGUGGUGAAGAGGCUCCCAGAACAUGUCCAGGUGGACAACCCGGAGGUUUUAAAGAAACUGGCAAAGAAAUUGGAAAGACAGCAGAUCCCACUCCGGUCAGACUACGGCUAUAAAGUCAGCCUGUUUUCUCAUCUCCACCAGUACAGUCGCAAAGCCCCUCUAACACAGCAACUCAGCAUUCCUUCCACAGUGAUUCAUCCUGCUAUUGUUCGACUGGGUCUCCAGUAUUCACAGGGCAUUGUGGCAGGAUCCAAUGCUCGCUCUGUCGCCCUGCUGCAUGCCUUCAAACAGGUUAUAAGGGACUAUACUACCCCUCCAAAUGAGGAGCUAUCUAGAGACUUGGUCAACAAGCUGAAACCUUAUAUCAGUUUUUUGAAUCAAUGUCGCCCUCUGUCAGCCAGCAUGGGUAAUGCAAUCAAAUAUAUCAAGAAAGAGAUCUCCAAUAUUCCUAGUCAGUGCAAAGAAGAAGAGGCAAAGAGCAAACUGCUGAACUGUAUCGAUCGCUACAUCGAUGAGAAGAUCAACCUUGCUGCUAAAGCUAUUGCCAAGUCCUCCAUAGAAAAGAUCAGUGAUGGGGACGUCAUCCUAGUUUAUGGAUGCUCGUCACUGGUCAACCACAUCCUGUGCGAGGCCUUUGAGAAGAACAGGAAGUUCCGCGUGAUCGUAGUGGACAGCAGGCCUCGACUGGAGGGCCGGGAGGCCCUGAGGCGCCUCGUCCAGAGGGGCAUCAGCUGCACCUAUGUCCUUAUCUCAGCUGUCUCUUACAUCCUUCCAGAGGUAUCGAAGGUGUUCCUUGGUGCUCACGCUCUGCUGGCCAACGGUUAUGUCAUGUCUCGCGUGGGGACAUCACAGAUAGCUCUGGUGGCCAAAGCCUUUAACGUGCCUGUUCUGGUGUGUUGUGAGACCUACAAGUUUUGUGAGAGGGUGCAGACAGAUUCCUUCGUGUCCAAUGAACUAGAUGACCCCGAUGACCUUAUCGUGACCCGCAAAGGGAAGACCCAGCUAGAGCACUGGCAGGAAGUGCCCUCUCUUGGCCUGCUUAACCUGGUAUAUGACGUGACACCGCCUGAUUUUGUGGACCUUGUCAUCACGGAUCUGGGAAUGAUCCCGUGCACCUCGGUCCCCGUGGUGCUGCGAGUCAAAAACGUGGACCAGUGAACGACCUCCUGCUCUGUCUGAUCAGUCUGAGCCCAGGGGCCGUUUCUCUGUGUGCGGGGAGUUUGUGUGCUUGAAUGCUUGCACACAACACAAAAUAUCGUGCUUUUAGCAUGCAAUAAAUAUAUAUCUGAAAUGGCAUAAGCUUUUUAAA